AUAAAAAUGUGAGUACCAAACUUUGUUUUGCUCCUGCUUUAUUUUUAAAUACGCACACUUGUAUGCUUGUGUGUUGUUGAUGAUGACGAUUACUGGUAAUAAAAUGUGAGUAAGGUACCGAACUCAGGUUUGCUCCCGCUUUAUUUUUAAAUACGCAUACGGUACUUGUAUGCGCCCUAUAAUCCAGUGCGCCUUAUGUGUGUGUUAAAUACAGUAAUGGCACACAUAACUGAGACUGCGCCUUUUAGUACAGUGCGUCUUAUGGUCGUGAAAAUACGGUAUCCCAGUAUUAAAAGGUUCACUUUGUAUUUGCAAAAAUAAUAAUGAUAAUAUAUAAGAUAAUUUAUAUAAUAAUAACGUAUCAAUAUUUAGUGUCCCUGUAUCGAUAAAGUAUUGCCUUACUCCUUUUAGAGAUGCACUUAUGUGUUGACUCAUGUACCUAUUUAGCUAGGUUGGUAUGAUACCUGGGAUGAGCUUCCAUGCUGUGUAGACGCAGGUAAUCAGCUGGUAGCUCAAUGGUGGCGUUCUCUGCCCUGUGUUAGUUAGUCUGGGUGAGUACCUGCUGUUAUGAGCACAUUUAUUUGUGCUGUUAGCAUCUUCAGAUAGUAGGUGUGGAUCACCUCAGGUCCAUAAUGUUGACUGCCUCUUUUUCUGGGAGGUUGCCGUGGUCUGCUGUCAGGUCCACAAGUCACUUAACGCUCAUGGUAUACAACAUCUCUUUCUCCCAGAUGUUCUUUCAGUAUUGUUCAGUUUUAGCUCUGGGUGCCCUCUUAUUAUUGUUCCCUUGUAGCUGAGAAUACACCUUGGACUGAUGUUUGGAGAAGAGGCAAUUUAUUCUCUUGGCCUCUGCUUGUCUCUUCAGCCUAGUGCCGAGAGGUGUGAGCUUUUGUUUCUAGAACCUUAGUUAUUUGCACCUUGUUGUAUAUCUUAUUCAUCCAGGACCUGUCGUUCAGUACUUCUGUUAGCUGACUAACCCCCUCUGGGCUUCCCUGAUUUUUGGCUUCCAACCUUCUUCUCCACAGGGGACUUUCUCUGCAUGUGUUCUUGAUCUCAUACCCAAGUGUUUCUAUUAUUUCUGUGGCAGUGGGAUAUAUGAGCUCAUUUUUUUUAGUAACACUGCUAGUGGGAAUGGUGAGCCGAGCUUUCUUGUCAUCUGCAAGCAUCACCUAUGAUGAGACUUGUUAGUGAGGGAGUCAUCAAGCGAGUAAUGAAUCCAAAUGUAAGAAAAAAAAAGGUUUGGCUCAAGUUCUUAUCAGUGUUUACCGAGUAGAUCAGGAAAACGAAAAGAACAUCUAAGAAGUGUCUUAGCAGAGCUUUAUUUUUCAGUAUUAGUGAAGCAGUGUAGGAACUUCUUGACAAUGAACAACACAAAAAGACAGACAACAUCCAAAGAAAAGCUUGAAGUGUCCUUCAAGAAGAACUAUUCCUGAAGACUACGAAAUGAUGCGAACGCUUGACUAACAGAGUUGAGAAUAAAGACCUCCCACAACAACAUGACCAGCAAGAGGGACUCAGAUCAACAGAAGACCUCCAACACCGUGAUGAUUAAGGAGGACCCAGAUCAGCAGGAAACCUCUGAUAACAACAUGAUGUUAAAGGAGGACCCAGACCUGCAAGUUUGUAACCAGGAGAGGAACUCCAGUCUGGAGAAGGAGAACCCAGAGCCUACACAGAUUAAAGAUGAACAGGAGGAACUCUGCAUCAGUGAGGAGGGAGAGCAGCUUGUAGUGAAGGAGGAGGUUGAUGGUAUCAUCGUUUGGACUGGUAAAGAACGGCUCAGUCUUCUGGAUAAAAUCUGGAAACCAAAAGAAAACUUGGACCUCCCACUACAACAUGACUGUAAGGAGGAAGAAGUACUCAUAGACCAGCAGGUCUGUAACCAGGAGAGGAGCUCCAGUCUGGACCAGGACUCAGAGCCCCCACAGAUUAAAGAUGAAAAGGAGGAGCUAUGCAUCAGUCAGGAGGGAGAGCAGCUUGCAGUGAAGCAGGAGGUUGAUACUUUUACGGUCACUCCAGGAGCAAACACUGACCUGCUCCUUUCUUGCAAGUCUUCUGAAACUGAAAGCCAAAAACAGGAAGAAAGCAAGCAUGUGCUCUCAGGAUUGAUUAUACAUUUUGAGCUGAAGAACACAUCACAACAGACAAAUAGAAGUCAGAGUAACACAGUAGACACCUCUCUCGAAUCAGAGAGUCAGGGUAAAACUGAUACAAACAAAAAGCCUAUAAAAUGUGACACUUGUGGAAAAACAUUUCGGUUUGACUGCCACUUAGCAAAACACGCUCGAGUUCACACGGGUGAGAAACCUUAUACUUGUAGCAGUUGUGGAAAAAGGUUCACUCAGAUGGUAAACUUGAAAAUUCACAUGAGACUCCAUACGGGUGAGAAGCCAUAUACUUGUAACACCUGUGGGAAAAAGUUUACUUUCUUAUCACCUUUCAAAAUUCAUGUUAAACAUCAUGCAGGUGACAGGCCAUUUCCUUGUAGCAUCUGUGGAAAAAGAUUUGUUAUAAAGGCGGGACUGGAAAGUCACAUGAAAAGUCACACAGGUGAGAAGGCGUAUCCAUGUAGCACCUGUGGGAAAAGAUUCUCACUGAAGUCAGGAUUGGACAGUCACAUGACAAUCCACACAGGUGAGAAGCCUUUUUCCUGUAGCACCUGUGGGAGAAGAUUCAGAAAAAAAUCAAUAUUGGAAGGCCAUUUAAGAACGCACACCGGUGAGAAACCUUUCCCCUGUACCUACUGUGGGAAUGUAUUCAGUCGGAGGGUAAACUUGAAAACACACAUGAGAAAACAUACAGGUGAGAAGCCGUAUUCUUGUAGUGAGUGUGGGAAAAGAUUUAGUAGCUUUUCAGGAUUCAAAAAUCAUAUGAGAAUCCACUCAGGUGAAAAACCAUAUUCUUGCAGCACCUGUGGCAAAAGAUUCACUCAGCGAUCAGGACUGGAAACACACAUGAGAAUUCACACGGGUGAGAGGCCACAUACUUGUGGAACUUGUGGCAAAAACUUCAGUGAUUCAUCAGCAAUCAGAAAACAUGUGAGAGUCCACAUAGGUGAGAAACCACAUACUUGUGGUGCCUGUGGAAAAAGUUUCAGUGAUGAGUUGAAAUUCAAAAGUCAUCUCAAAGUUCACACAGGAGAGAACUUACGUUUCUGUAGUGUCUGUGGAAGAGGAUUCACUCAGGUGAAUCACUUGACAAGACAUAUGAGAACUCACACAGGUGAGAAGCCAUAUUCUUGUAGCACCUGUGGGAAAGGAUUUGGUGACUUAUCAGGGUUGAAAAGACACAUGAGAAUCCAUACAGGUGAAAGACCAUAUUCCUGUAGCACCUGUGGGAAGACUUUUAGUGACUUAACAGGAUUCAAAACUCACACAAGACUUCACACGGGUGAAAAGCCAUAUUCCUGUAGUGUGUGUGAGAAAAGUUUUAUUCAGAUGAUACACUUAAAAAAUCAUAUGAGAAGGCAUACAGGUGAAAGGCCACACUCUUGUAGCAUCUGUGACAAAAGAUUCAGUUAUGCCACAAACCUGAAAAAUCACAUGAAAAGUCACACUAGUUAAGUGUCCCACUCACUUAAAAAGCUGAUCUCAUAUGCAUUUUAUUUCCAUAACAUUAACGAACUGUACCGAUCAUGUAUUCAAUUUGCUGUCCUAUUCUUAUGAUGAAUGGCAGCAGUGUCUACCUGUCCUGUAUCACUACACUUGCUGUUUUUCGGAUAAUCAAUAAUUAUCUUGUGGGGCAUAAGUUUGACACCCCUGAUGUAGCGGAAACCCUGAUUUUAUAUUUGUCUGAAUUUAUUUUUGUUGUUUUGUUUUAGGCUGUAGACAUGACAAACAUAAGUUGUAGAUGUAGGUUGUGUUUUAAGAAAUACCUUUCUUAUAGAAAAUCAAGGAUAGAUGAACUUCAUGCUUUUUAUGGAAAACUUUUAAUUCAGUUGUUCAGAGUUUAGCAAGAAAGUGCCACACAUAGGACAGAAAUACGUCAUUAUGGACUUGACGAGCUAUUCAUAUUAAUGAAAAUUAACCUUCAGUGUGUGUUGAAUGGUUAUGAGUUUUAUGCAGUUCAAGUAAAGUUUUAAAAGUAAUCCUUAUAUAUUUUUCUGAGUAGUAAUAUCUAAAAUAUAAAGGAAACAUAAAUUCUGCCUUAUUUCACACAUUUUUCUUGGUUACUGAUAUUUUUUAUAUAAAUGUAGAAGCAGAUUUUUUUUUCUUUUUUGUACUAUUUGAAUAAACAUGUCCUCGUCUGUGUUAUAGUUCUUGUUUAGCAGCAGGUUCACAGUUCAAACUGCAUGAAAAUUUUAUCAAUUUUGGUGAUCAUGUCAACAAUUAUUUGUAUUGAAUUUGAUGUGAACUCAGUAACAUAGGGUUUGACCUGCUUGAUAUGAAAUAUAUUUACUCUAUUGGUUUAAUGUGCAGUCUAAUGAGAGGGAUGCAUCGAAGUAACCAACUGAAAUGAUUAGAAGCAAACCUUUUGUGCAAAUGUGGAUUUAAUAUUUUUUUCAACAAGAUGGGAAAAGUGUUUUUACCAUAGAUCAAAUUUUAUAAUGGUAUUUUGGUUACAGGAAACUUGUUACACUGCAGGAGCUUUGCAUGAGUCACGGUCAGAAUGAACCUGAUAUACUGUAUACUGCACCUUGGUGCAGCCCCACAGUUCAUCCUCCAUCUGAAACGAGGAAUUUUACUGAAUUUUACUGUUUUGUCAAACUUCGCACAUCUGUUGCAAAACAAAAUAAACCAUUAAAACCA
Molecule: messenger RNA, 4745 nt
Organism: Haplochromis burtoni (Burton's mouthbrooder)
Lineage: Eukaryota; Metazoa; Chordata; Actinopteri; Cichliformes; Cichlidae
Product: oocyte zinc finger protein XlCOF6
Exons: 3
Coding region: 1494-3560 (688 amino acids)
Biological process (GO): regulation of transcription by RNA polymerase II
Cellular component (GO): nucleus
Molecular function (GO): DNA-binding transcription factor activity, RNA polymerase II-specific; RNA polymerase II cis-regulatory region sequence-specific DNA binding
Source: RefSeq, a predicted model, not a curated record